UGUUCUGUAACUAGUAUUUCCGGGUGUUCUGUCUGUCUUUCAUUUUCUUUUUGGCCUUUCCUUCACGGUCUUGUUCAAAGAAACAGUAAAAAGAAGAGGAGAAAAUGGCUGCGCAGAUAACUCUGCAGUUUGUUACUGCAUUUACCUCUGUAAUUUUAGACCAUUCGGUCGCUCCCAUUGGACGACAGAUUGGUUAUGUCUUCAACUACAAAAGCAACCUGCAAAGCCUCAAGAAGCAACUCCAGAAACUAAAAGAUGAAAGAGACAUGGUGCAACAUUCUGUUGAUGAUGCUACAAGAAAAGGGGAAGAGAUUGAAGCUGCUGUGGCAAGGUGGAUGAAAUAUGCGGACAAGAUCAUCGAAGAUGCAGAGGAAAUUGUCUCUGAAGGUGAGGAAUUUGCACGAAAGGGAUGGUUUAGAAGGUCAUGUAUUGGCUUAAGGUCCCGUUAUCGAGCUGGAAAGGGAGCAGCAAAGGAGAGCAAAAGUGUUGUUAAACUCCAGGAAGAAGGAAAGUUUGAUAAAGUCUCGUAUCGUGGUCUUCCGCAAGGGAUUUGGAUCACAGCUUCGAAAGGUUACGAAGCAUUUGAGUCAAGAAAGCACACCAUGAAUGGAAUUACAGAGACCUUAAAGGAUCCCAAUGUCAACAUGGUCGGAGUGUAUGGGAUGGGAGGUGUUGGCAAAACCACACUGGUUAAAGAAGUUGCCAAGAAAGCCAAGCAGGAUGGAAUUUUCAACAUGGUGGUCAUGGCAUAGGUCUCGCAGAGGAAAGACAUUAAGAAG
Carica papaya (papaya) is the source of this 779-nucleotide messenger RNA. NCBI's taxonomy places the organism in Eukaryota, Viridiplantae, Streptophyta, Magnoliopsida, Brassicales, Caricaceae. The record is from RefSeq and is a predicted model, not a curated record.